AUGACCACCGAAAAGCAGCUGGUACUUGUUACAGGUGGAUCCGGAUUUAUUGGCAGUCAUUGCAUUAUUCAAUGCCUAGCUGCCGGAUAUCGGGUCAGGACUACCGUGAGGUCCCUAGCGCGCGAAGAAGAAGUGAGAGAAAUGCUUCGUGUUGGCGAUGCCAUCAACCUAGAAGAUGUCUCCUUUGUGGAGGCGGAUUUGAACUCAGAUGAAGGCUGGACUGAAGCAGCCAAGGAUUGCACCUAUGUCCUCCAUGUUGCAUCGCCUUUCCCCCCUGCAGCACCAAAACACGAGAAUGACUUGAUCAUCCCUGCCCGCGACGGUACCCUACGCGUCCUGCGGGCAGCCCGAGACGCGAAAGUAAAGCGCAUUGUCGUGACAUCAUCUAUGGCAGCUGUCAGUGUAGGCCAUCAGAAUACUGGCCCGGGGACAUCCUUUACUGAGGAGUCGUGGAGCAAUCUCGAUUCCUCCGAGGCUAGUGCAUAUGACAAGAGCAAAACGCUAGCUGAGCGCGCUGCAUGGGACUUCAUUCAAAAUGAAGGCAGGGGUCUGGAGAUGUCUGUUAUAAACCCAUCAAUGGUUAUGGGACCUGUUCUAGCACAAGACACCUCCUCGUCCAUCGAAGUCAUCCGUCGACUUAUUAGCGGUGAAAUCCCGGGGUGUCCUCGUCUGGAAUUUGGUGUUGUGGAUGUACGAGACGUUGCCAGUCUACAUUUACUCGCAAUGACACACGACAAAGCAAAUGGAGAGCGCUUCAUAUGCAUGUCGCCACCAUCGAUGACGAUUCAAGAGAUGUCGUUGGCCCUACGAGAGACACUUGGAACUAAAGCAAAAAAGUGUCCCACACGAACCAUUCCAAAUUUUGUAAUGAGAAUUCUAGGAUGGUUCGACCCAGCUAUUGCUCUGGUGGUCAAAUAUUUGGAUGAGCCUGUUGCAGCAUCAAUCGAUAAAGCUAAGAGUUUGCUGGGCUGGACACCUCGCUCUAAUGUCGAUUCUGUGAUCGCAACCGCUGAAAGUCUUCUGAGACUCGGAAUCGUCAAACAAUGA
This is a messenger RNA of Penicillium macrosclerotiorum, 1047 nucleotides long. Its product is annotated as SDR family oxidoreductase. The transcript has a single exon. The record is from RefSeq and is a predicted model, not a curated record. Gene Ontology annotation, molecular function: oxidoreductase activity, acting on the CH-OH group of donors, NAD or NADP as acceptor. NCBI's taxonomy places the organism in Eukaryota, Fungi, Ascomycota, Eurotiomycetes, Eurotiales, Aspergillaceae. The coding region runs from base 1 to 1047 and encodes 348 amino acids.